UGCUGCCCUCGGGGACCCAGGAAGCCCCUGAACAUCUUGUUUUGUGCCAUGUGAGAGCUAUACAUGACAGAAUGGCCAGAGGACCAGAGAAAUGGUUGUCUUUGAUUGGUUUCAUUCUCUUCUGUCUUAAAACGGUUGUUUCAGCAAAAAGAGCUCCUGAAAUACCUACUAUUGAUCAGGCAUAUUCAAAAAUCAGCAACAGUAUUACUGUAGAAUGGGCUACAGUGCCAGGAGCCACCAGUUACUUGCUCACGGCUGAAGAUGGGGACACAGUCAUUGAAACCAUGGUGGCCAAUUCCCCAGGCACUGUGACGGGCCUGAAGGCUGCAACAUUAUAUCAAAUCACCAUCAGAUCCAUCAGUGCUGCUGGGAGAAGCCAGGCAUCACCUCCAAAGCAGGCAAAGACAGUGUUGGCUGCACCAAUUCUAGAAGCAAGCUCUCCAAAUCCAGACUCCAUCCUUGUGCAGUGGGAAGCUGUGUACUUGGCAAUUGGAUUUUCUGUGUCCAUUAUGCAAGCCAAUGGCUUGGGUAGAAUUUGGAAAGAGAAUACUACAAACACUUCCUUGACCUUUAGCAAUUUAGAUGCUGGAACUCUCUACACCAUAAAGGCUUAUGCAUGGAAUGCCAAUGGAAUACCAGGGGAUGAUUCCACCUGCAAUCAGAGAACAAGUCCUCAUGCCCCUGCCAACAUUCAAGUCUCUUUUGACAGUGGGGCUCUGAAGGCAUCUGUUUCAUGGACACCGACAGAAGGAGCUUUCAACUAUACUGUGAUGGCCUUGAGUGACUCUUCUGAGCUUAGCUGUAGCACAAGUGUCAGUUCCUGCAGCAUCCCUUCCCUCCAGUGUGGAACUCAGUACCUGAUAUCUGUUUUAGCAAGUAAUGAUGCAGGAUUUAGCAAGUCCUCUUCAACGGUGAAUCUGAAGACUGUUGCUUGUGCUCCUGGAAGAGUGACAAUCCAAGAAGAUCCCCCGGGCCAUCUGUCUGUGGCUUGGUCCAGUGUUGAUCUGGGCGAUUACUACGUGGCUUUUGUCAAGAGUGAUGACGGCUUGGAAGUACACUGCAAUACCUCCCUCACCCAGUGCAAUUUCUUAUCAGAGUGUGGUUUCACUUAUUUUAUUAGUGUUUUUGCCUAUAACAAGGCAGGACAAAGUCCUUUGGGUGAUGUAUUCAAUUAUACCACAGCUCCCUGUUGUCCUAGUGACAUUAACCCUGUGUUGGUGUCUAGUGACAGAGUGGAGAUUGUCUGGUCUCCUGUCCGUGGUGCCGAACUCUAUGAAACCAAGGCUGUAGCUGGGCACAACGUCGUGGAAUGCAAUGACACUGCUACUGCUUGCACCCUCUCUGCUCUGGAGUGUGACACCAAGUACAAUGUCACGGUGUAUUCGUUCAGUGAAGUCCGAGGCAGCAACAUGUCAUGUACUUCCCACCUUAUCACUACAGGUCCUUGCAGUCCUGAGAUAAGAAAUAUUUCAAAGGAUGCAUUCUCCACAAUCAAUGUGCGCUGGCGAGCCACUAAUGAUGAUGCCACUUACACGGUGACUGCCCAGGGGGAGAAGGGGGUGUAUCGUUGCAGCAGCAAGGGAGAGGGCUGUACCAUGGGGGGCCUGCCCUGUGGCUCAGUGUUCUCUGUCACCGCUGUGGCUGAAACAGAGGUAGGACGGAGCCUGCCCAGCUACAGUAUGCCACUGGAAACAGUGCCAUGCUGUCCAGAUGGUCUGACGAUAACUCAAGUCACUCAGUCGGUAAUCAAUGUGAGCUGGAGUUUUGAGACAGUGGGCCAAACCUACGUGAUAGUUCUGGAGUCACACAUUGGACAGUCUAAGUGUCACACCCAUCAGAGUCACUGCCUCCUGGGAUGUAUCACAUGUGGUGUCAACUACACAGUGGCAUUAAAAGCAAUUAGUGCCUCUGGGUUGACUUCAGACUGCGCCUACCAAAGUUAUUUCUCUAGUGCCUGCUGCCCCUUGGGGGUGAAAUUAUAUAGAUUGGGCCCAAAUGGCAUUCGGAUCUACUGGCAAGUCUCCAGAGGCUCUGCCAAUUACAGCACUGACCUCUAUGGCUCCAAAGGCAUCUUCACAUGUGCCCCAAGGGCUGGCCUCAGUUUCUGUGACAUCACUGAGAUACGCUGCGGGGAUGUGUAUACUGUGAUGGUCUCACCAGUUGGUGAAACAGGACUGAAGCUUACCUUCUGUCCAAAAAAAAUAUAUUCAGUAACCUGCUCUGGAAGCACACUUGGAAUGAUGAUUUACAGAGGGAAGAGUGAUGCAGAAUGACACAGCAAGCCCUGAUAAAAACAGACUUGACCAAUCUUGUCUCAGUUGUUAGCGAGUAGAGAUGGAAAACAUCUAUUAGAAUAUAAAAACACUUCUAAGAUAGCAAAGAUUCUUUUGUCCUUGAGGAGGGUAAGUGACUGUCCCUCCUGACCGCAAGAUCAGGUGUGUCUCACCUGCCAAGGAGUUCCAGCUCAGCUGCAAAGAAGACCCUAGAGAAAUGGAUCCAGAAAGUCCUCUGGAAGUCUGCCAGAGGGAGCCAGCACACUGCCAGAGUCCUGGAGGCAGAAAAACUCUGCUCAGCAGAAAUUCUGAGAUUAAACAUCCAGAAACACUAUCGACUUCAACACAUCCACUUCAUGAGUGUUUUGUCAACACCAGCACUUGUCAUACAGCCCACUAGCCAUUCAAGGCUGGAGAUGUGCACUCCCAGAGAAGUCAAGCCACCCGCAUGAGGACAACGCUUAUCCUGAGACACACCUCUGCCAGGACUUCAGCUCAGGUCUCCGCAGCUAUCAGGGCAACCUGUGGUAACAAAUGCCCAUUCAUUGCAAGUUAGGGAGGAUGCUGAGCUGCUUGUGGGGUUUGCCCAGCCAAAGUGUCACAUGAUUUGACAUCUAAGGGAGUGUCAGGGAAAGCAUUGCUAGAAGGAUUGCAGUUGUGCUUUCUGGGUGAACAAGUGUCAGAUGGAGGGACAGCCAAAGGCAGAGCCUUGAGUUGUGACAGAAUGGAACAGGCACGUCUUUUCAGGGGGAAGGGUCAUCAAUCCUGUUGGCUGUGUUCCCCCUCUCCCACUCACAUUGUACUACUUUUUUCAUUGUUGGAGAGGAACAGCAGUGAUAUAUAAUGUAAAUCUGUUGUACUUAGAAAAAUGUUUGUCUUUCUAAUGCUAGGAACCUAAUUAAAAAUAGUUUGAGUGGGACUUUUGUAGCACACACACAUGCACACACGCACACAUGGCUAUGGUGUUUACUCCUCCCAAAGCAUGGCUAUGAAACCAGGGAUGUCCGUGGUUGGCAGGUUGGCAUGGCCCUUUUUAAUCUUCUUUCCUUUUCUGAGAUAAUCAAACUGUUCUCUGAGAAAGAAGGUGAUGUGGGACUGAUAGAUCUUCCCCCAGAGUAUUUGCACUUGAAAGGGAGAAAAACCAAAAGCACUGAUCCCCAGAAGUGAAUCUGAUGCAUCCAAGAGCACACACAGAGGAGGGCUAUGUUUCAUUCAGUUUUAUUCCUAAACACUGGUGAGUGAACAGGAGUUGGGUUGGGCUAGGUACAUCAGCAUCACUUGGGAGAAUCCAUUAUUUAUGUAGAUUCCUGAGCAUCACCCCUGGAGAUUCAAAUUCAGGUCUGGGACCAGGCCUGGGAAUCCAUUAUUUUUAACAAGCUCACCAAAUGAUUUUGACAUGUAGCCAAAUUUGGAAACGUUUUUCCCUUCAAUGGUGGAUAUUGAACCCAAGACCUCACACAUGCUAGGCAAGUACUCAAUCGCUGAGCUGCAUCCCCAGCCCCAGGUUUGGGAAUCUUCAAGGGUUUCCCUCCCUAAGCUCUUCCUUGAAUCACAGUUUCAGUGAUGGGAGGCUAAGAAGCUAUAGGCUUGAGGCUCGUGAGGAAAGACUGGUGAGAUCUGGAGGCUUCAGAGAAAGUCCACGCCCACUGAGGGCAGCCCUGAUGGUAUAGAACUUGGCUGCAUCAUGGAGAGUGGUCCAGGGCCCAUGUGAGACUAUGUGCUGAGCUCAGUUACUGACAAGGUGCACCCCCUGAAUGGAGCUGUGGCCGUGCCUAACUGGAAGAGCCAAAGACCCCAGGCAAAGGGCAAAUGGAAGGACAGGAUCGCUAGUCCCAGAGGGACCAUCUGCUUAGCUAGGCAUCUAAAGAUGAACUACUUGGUUAGAAUUCCAUAGAAUACAGUGUGGUCCACAUUGGGUGAAGAAGAAUUAAUUUAGUUAACAUAUGAUUUUAAAAGGAGAAGGGGAAAUAAUAUGUGCAUUUAUUUAAAAUGCUGAGCAACUGAAUCUAUUUAAAGUUGGUUUAAGGGAGGGCAGGGCUUCAGCUUCUAUUCCCAUAUAAACCUCAAAUCAAAAAAAAAAACAAGAACAAAACUACAAACAAUUCAUGACAACUUUAAGGUUGUUUUUAUUCCCCAGUCUCCUUUUAUUUUAUUUAUUUAUUUAUUUUGAUACUGGGGAUUGAACUUGGGACCUUGCACUUGAGAGGCAGGUGCCAGAACUACUAAGCUAAAUCCCCAGCUCCAGUCUCCUUUUCUUUCCUAAAAAUUGCAGAUCAUCCCACAAACUGCUCCACUGCUUUCUGUGUAUGUCAUGCCUGCUCCUGUUCCUACUCUAGCACUAGCUGUGCAUCCUUGGCAAGUAAUUUAACUGCAUUAAGUCUGUUUCCUUCUUACCUGUAAGGAUUGCUUUGAGGAUCAAUGAGAUUAUCUAGGUUGCAUGGUGAUGGCAAAUAAUAAUCCCUCAGUAAGUACUAGACAUUAUUAGUGGUAGUAGUCACUAACCAUUUUCACUGUGUGACCAACUUGGAACUUUAAAACUAUUGUUUCUUUGAAAACCCCUCUAGGAAUGUCUAAUGUACUGCCAGUGUACUCGAUGGUCAUGUCAUAGGGCUGUCAGCAACUAAAACUAUUGUUUCUUUGAAAACCCCUCUAGGAAUGUCUAAUGUACUGCCAGUGUACUCGAUGCUCAUGUCAUAGGGCUGUCAGCAACUAAACUGAUCUAAUUUAUGAUUGAUAUACUUUUAAGUCCCCAAAUAACUCUCUAAAUCGAUCUCUGCCUCAACUAAGUCUGAGCUCAAAUCACCUCCUCUGUUAAUCGGCUUUCAACAAUAAUUUUGGUUCUUAAAGUACUAAUAGCCCCUUCUAUACGUUUGUUGCACACACUUGUUGAACGGUGGUUCUAUUGGCUAAUUUACUGUAUAUUCUAUCAAGCUAUCCACUUUUUCAAUCAAUGUUUACCCACAGCCUGCUCAGAACUGUGCUCUUUAUUAAUUAUACUAUAAAUUCUU
Heterocephalus glaber (naked mole-rat) is the source of this 5281-nucleotide messenger RNA. RefSeq names its product fibronectin type III domain containing 7 (gene Fndc7). Gene Ontology annotation, molecular function: protein binding. Lineage: Eukaryota; Metazoa; Chordata; Mammalia; Rodentia; Bathyergidae. The record is from RefSeq and is a predicted model, not a curated record.